UUUUCUUUCUUGUAUCAAACAGAAUGUAAGGUUUAAGUAAAGCCCAAUUCAAGAAAAGGCGAAGAAAAACAAAAGAAUGGGCCCUUAACAAAAAAGAAAUUAAAAAAAAAAAAGCAAAACAAAAAUCGGCGACCAAGACUUUGGGCAAUCGAUUAAUUGAGGAAAAAAAAGGAAAUUAAAGGAAAAAUUUUGAAGCAACGAACCCUCACCAGAUUUUUCUUCUUUAUUUGAAAGGCUUGCAAAGGGGGGAAAAGGGGAAUUUUGAUUUUGAGCGCAAAUUUUCCCUACAAAUUAAAGGAAAUGCGAUUGCGGUGGUGCUGGUGGUCGUCCGAUGAGAGAUCGGCUAAGGAGGAUCACCGCCGUUGAUGGGAAUUGUCGAGUUACAAAUGACUUGGCAGCCGAGUUUACUCAGUGAAAAACGGAAGAAAGGCCCUCCUUUAGGCUUAAGAAACCUCGGCAACUCUUGUUACCUCAACAGCGUUCUUCAGUGCCUCACCUACACUCCACCGCUCGCCAAUUUCUGCCUCCGCUCCCAACACUCCUCCUUCUGCGACGCCUCUGCCUCUAAAAAACCACGCGACUGUCCCUUUUGUAUCCUUGAAGGGUGGAUUACACGCUCCUUAACCCUCGAUCUCACCCUCGACGCACCUUCCAAGAUCCAAAGCUGCCUUAAAAUCUUCGCCGAGCACUUCCGGUUCGGACGACAAGAGGACGCGCACGAGUUCUUGCGUUACGUAAUCGAUGCUUGCCAUAACACGUGUCUGCGUUUAAAGAAGUUGCGGCGAAAUGGAAGUGAAGGAGGAGGAGGAGGCGAAGCGGUGAAUGGCAAUACCAUAGUUAAGGAGAUCUUCGGGGGUGCUUUGCAAAGCCAGGUUAAGUGUUUGGGGUGUGGUGGGGAGUCAAAUAGAGUUGAUGAGAUUAUGGAUAUUAGUCUUGAUAUUUUGAAUAGUGGUUCACUUAAAGAAGCUAUGCAUAAGUUUUUUCAGCCUGAAGUUUUGGAUGGGAAUAAUAAGUACAAGUGUGAAAAUUGUAAGAAAUUGGUAGCAGCGAGGAAGCAAUUGUCCAUACGUCAAGCACCUAAUAUCCUUGUUGUUCAACUAAAGAGAUUUGAGGGAAUCUUUGGUGGGAAGAUUGAUAGGCUCGUUACAUUUGAAGAAGUUUUGGUUCUUUCGAGCUUCAUGUGCAAAGCAAGCCAGGAUCCACAACCAGAGUAUAACCUAUUUGGUACUAUUGUGCACUCAGGACACUCACCUGAAUCUGGACAUUACUAUGCAUAUAUCAAGGAUGCAAUGGGCAGGUGGUAUUGCUGCAAUGACUCCUUUGUCUCACUUUCAAACCUGCAGGAGGUCUUGUCAGAGAAGGUUUAUAUUCUUUUCUUCUCUCGUACUAACCAAAGGCCAGGGUCUGUCAGUACCACAUUUUCUUGCAAUGGAGCUAAACCACGUGAUUCUAAUGGAAUUGAGGCAUCAAAAGUCCUGAAAGCUGUUCAAUUAAAACCAGUCCAAACAAAACCUUGUGUUGAACAAUCUUCACAGAAGGAUAAGGUUGGGAAACUGUCUUCAACUCCUCGGGUGAAAUUCAAUAUUUCUGAAAAACCUGGUCCCAAAAAGCUUCCUGUUACGGGUAAUGGAAAAGUUGACUUCCAUAAGAUUCAAAAUGUUGCUGUGAAUGGUGUUUCGAAGGAUUCAAUUCAUAUGGAGAAGAAUGAAAAAUGUGUGCUGUCAUUGAAGAAUGGGAACGGUAUUGACAAGAGCAGAAAAGUUGAUGCUGUUGGUAGUGUAAAAAGCCAACCAUUUGCAUUGGCAAAUGGAAGUUCUACAAAAUCAGAUCCUUUUGUGGUUAAUGUCAGCAAAAGCAUGGCAGUUGGAGGGCAGGUUGAUACUGCUCUUUUCAAUGCCUGUGACUCAGGGCGAAAGAAAAUUUCAGAAAAUACUUGUGAUAUUUCAGGGUUAAAGAGAAAAUCGGAAGAUUCUUGUAAUGUCUCAGGGCCAUGUAAUUUCUCAGGGCUAAAGAGAAAAUUGGAAGAUUCCUGUAACUUCUCAGUGCCAAAGAGAAAAUCAGAAGCCUCUUGUGAUAUUUCAGGGCCUAAGAGAAAAUCAGAGGAUUCUUGUGAUAAAUCAGGUCCAAUGACAAAAACAAAAGACUCCUGUGUUAACUCGGAGCCAAAUAGAAAAUUGAAAGACUCUUGUGAUUUCUCCAUGCCAAUGGGAAAAUUCUGUAUUCUGCUUUCCCAGGAUGCUCAAUCUCGUGCAGAAGUUGAAAAUGUGAAAGAAAUGUUGAAAAAAGAAGCUUCUUCAGUUUUGCGAUCGUGUGGCUGGUACUAUAAUGUUUACAGUUUCAUGAAUUUGAGGAAGCAGUCGUAUGCACUGGAGAUUGGAAGCACCAUUAGUGGCAAUGAUUUAGAGAAGAAGUUGAUUGCAGAGUCGAAGGCAACUUUUAUUCCACAGAUACCUGAGUCAUUGAAGGAGGAAUUAAUCAAACUUCUACAAUCUUUUAGCCUAACAAAACAAGAAUCUUUGGGUCCUUGAUCAGCUUGGCUGGUAUUGAAGCAAAUAACCUUUCAAUUCUCAAGAUUCAGUUAUUCUUAAUUCUGGUUAGGAUGUGAACUUCUUGGCUAAUAACUUCUACUCUUGCCAAUGCCUUCUGCUGUCUUGUUGCACAGAACCUUGGUGUAUAAUUAGUAUUGCUAAUUGGUGUUGUGGUGAAAGAAUAGAUCUUUGGGUGUAUGUUAGUUCUGUCUCUUUUAGCAACUUUCAGCAAUAGCAGGAGUUCGCCAUCUUUUCACGUUAUCAUUUGCCGAUGGCAACAUUGUGAUGCUUGUCGGUACCCUAUGAAUGAUUUUUAGAUCAAAGUGCUGAGUCCAAAUAUUGCCUAAAGUUUUGAUCUUCGAGGCCUUGAAGAUUUCUUUUUUCGGCAGAGAAGUGAGGAAUCUUUAUUCAUUUUGUACGAAAUCUAUCUUGGAAAAUUCAUUAGCAUAAAUUCUUCAUUUUACGGAUGCAUUACAAAUCUUCCGUCAAAAUUUGAUCAGAUAGUACCUGCUGUAUGUAUUACUAUGAAUGAGCUAAAUUCAACCAUAGAUGUUUCCUCAUAGUUGACAACUAAUUGUCACAUUCCUUGCUUCUUCUCAUUCAUUCGGAAUUUGUGAACGAAAGUGUACUAUAGUUUUAGUAAUCUAUGUGCAUGCUGUGCUGAGGUUUCUAUCCUGGUUUUCGAUUUCGUUAUUCUCAGUUUGGGACUAAGAGAGGGGUUGCUGAUGUUAGAAUUUGAAUUUCAAAUCUUUUGAAUGCUAUUGAUUUAUCUGAGUUAAAGUUUUGGAUUCAGAGUCAUGCAAAUUAUUACUGGCAACUUUUCGUUCGUAGAUUACAAAACUCUUUUUCUACGAGGUACAAUUUAUUAUUACUUAG
Durio zibethinus is the source of this 3404-nucleotide messenger RNA. RefSeq names its product ubiquitin carboxyl-terminal hydrolase 25-like. Gene Ontology annotation, molecular function: cysteine-type deubiquitinase activity. Gene Ontology annotation, biological process: protein deubiquitination. Gene Ontology annotation, cellular component: cytosol; nucleus. Lineage: Eukaryota; Viridiplantae; Streptophyta; Magnoliopsida; Malvales; Malvaceae. The record is from RefSeq and is a predicted model, not a curated record.